Molecule: messenger RNA, 2079 nt
Organism: Arabidopsis thaliana (thale cress)
Lineage: Eukaryota; Viridiplantae; Streptophyta; Magnoliopsida; Brassicales; Brassicaceae
Product: P-loop containing nucleoside triphosphate hydrolases superfamily protein
Exons: 4
Coding region: 1-2079 (692 amino acids)
Molecular function (GO): helicase activity
Source: RefSeq, marked reviewed
AUGGACCACCAAUUCAAGGAAACUUCACUUCAGUUUGGUGUUUUCCUCAUGAAUUUAACAACCAACACUCGAAUUUGGAACGCUUUGCACAACGAGGCCGCCAAUUCCACCCUAAUCAAGAGUGUGCUUCAGGAAAAUACUCUGACAACAGAACAAUGCGUUUGUGAAAGUGGUGCUCAUGGUUCUGACCGUGUUACGAAUAUAAUCCGUUCCGCUAAAUUGAACUCUUCACAAGAAGCUGCAAUCUUGAGCUGCCUUAAGAUAAGGAACUGUAAUCACAAGCACAGUGUGAAGCUGAUAUGGGGACCUCCUGGUACUGGCAAAACAAAGACGGUCGCUACUCUUCUCUUUUGCCUUCUUAAGCUAAGCUGCAAAACAGUUGUUUGUGCUCCUACAAACACAGCUAUCGUAGAAGUAACAUCGAGGCUCUUAUCCUUAUUUAAAACUUCUUCAUCAGAACAUUCUACUUAUGGGCUAGGUAAUAUUGUUCUCUCUGGAAACCAGGCUCGAAUGGGGAUUAAAGAGAAUGAUGUUCUUCUCGAUGUGUUUCUUGAUGAGCGCAUUGGAAUACUCACAAGCCUGUUUUCACCUACUUCUGGAUGGAAGCAGAGAUUAGAGUCACUAAUCGACUUUCUUGAGAACACAGAGGCCAAGUACGAGCAUUACGUCCACUUAUUGAAAGAAGUUGAAAGGAUGAGUGAAGAAGCUGAAAAAAAGAAGAAAGGAGCUGAUAAGAAGCCGAAAGCAAUAAAGAUUCUUACAUUUGGAGAGUUUGUAAAGAAGACUUUUGAUGGCUUCAGUGAAGAGUUGGAGAAAGGUAUGGUUGAUUUAUGGACUCAUCUUCCAAAGUCUUUCAUUACGUCUGAAAAUGUGAAGAGUAUGGUCACAGCUCGUAAAGCUCUUCAGCGCGUAAGAUAUUUCUUGAAAGAGAAUUUUUCUAGAGAUGAUUUUAAAAAGGGAAGUUUGAAAUUUGAUUGCUUCAACGGAGUCAGUGCUUAUUGCCUUCAGAUUCUACGUUUACUUCCUGAACGUUUUGAGGUUUCAGACAUGCUGGAAAACAAUGAUACAAAAACAUUUUGUCUACAGAAUGCGGACAUAAUAUUCUGUACAGCCUCAGGUGCUGCGGAUAUGAAUCCGAUAAGGACAGGAUCGGUCGACCUUCUUGUGGUUGAUGAGGCGGCUCAGCUUAAAGAAUGUGAAUCAGUGGCUGCUUUGCAACUUUCUGGACUUCGUCAUGCUGUUCUAAUAGGAGAUGAGCUUCAACUGCCUGCAAUGGUUCAUAACGAGGCGAAAUUCGGAAGAAGCUUGUUCGAGAGAUUGGUUCUGCUUGGUCACAACAAGCAUUUGCUUAAUGUUCAAUAUCGAAUGCAUCCUUCGAUUAGUCGUUUCCCUAAUAAAGAGUUCUAUGGUGGGAGAAUCAAAGAUGCUGCUAAUGUUCAAGAAAGUAUUUAUCAAAAGAGGUUUCUUCAAGGAAACAUGUUUGGUUCCUUCUCUUUUAUCAAUGUUGGACGUGGAGAAGAAGAGUUUGGUGAUGGACAUAGUCCCAAAAACAUGGUUGAAGUUGCUGUCAUUUCCGAAAUUAUAUCCAAUCUUUUCAAAGUUUCAAGUGAAAGAAGAAUAAAGAUGAGCGUUGGAGUGGUUUCACCAUAUAAAGGUCAGGUCAGAGCAAUCCAAGAGAGAACCACAAAUAAGUACAGCUCCUUAUCAGGUCUUUUCACUUUGAAUGUUCGGUCAGUAGAUGGGUUUCAAGGUGGUGAAGAAGACAUUAUCAUCAUCUCUACCGUUAGAAGUAAUGGUAACGGGAAAGUGGGAUUUCUUAACAACCGUCAAAGAGCUAACGUGGCACUGACUCGAGCAAGACACUGUUUAUGGGUGAUUGGUAACGAGACAACUUUGGCUCUAAGUGGUUCGAGUUGGGCAAAACUGAUAAGUGAGUCUAGGACACUUGGAUGUUUCUACGAUGCUGCUGAUGAGAAGAAUCUAAGAGAUGCCAUGAAUGAGGCUUUGCUCGAGGAUGUAUCUACGAGUUUUGGUUCUCUUUCUAUUAGGAAUGGCUAUGGGAAAAGAAAUGCUUGGUAG